Molecule: messenger RNA, 1653 nt
Organism: Lecanosticta acicola
Lineage: Eukaryota; Fungi; Ascomycota; Dothideomycetes; Mycosphaerellales; Mycosphaerellaceae
Source: the annotation of a GenBank genome assembly
AUGUGGUCCACCAGCGACUGCGGCGCUUCUAGCUGUAGGCCCGCCUACGAACGAAGGAGUCUGGAAUCCGUUUCCUCCUCGACUAUCCUCCUCUCCUCUCUGCCUCUUCUUGUCACAUGGCUUCUGGUCGUGAUCAUAGCGCAGCGAAGACUCUUCCCCACCCUGUCGAGCGAUUUGGACCGUAAGAGUGGGCGUGACGAGUUACCGAUCUUCAACAGGAAUGUUUUCAAGACGGCAACACAGAACUGGAGGGAGAAGCUGAAGGCUCCUUCGGCACAAAAGUUGGCAUCAUGGGUCUUCUCCACGAGUAUCGGACUGUCUGCUGUGUUGGUAGAGUUACUGCUCUGUGAGAUCUCGGAUGCGCUGAAUCCAGCGGCAAGAGGACUGGCCCUGAGGAUAACGCUUGGGUUGCUACUGAUUCUGAGCGUUGUUGUCACCCCUGCUCUGGAGAUACAUGGCAUCGUUAGGGGCUUGCUUGGAGUCCCACAAGAUACCACUUCCACGCGCCGGACGCGUCCAAAAAUGCGAAUUGCCUUAGAGCUGGCCCUCCUCGCCGCGUGGCUGCUGGUGUUUUGGUAUAUUCCAAAGGCUUCAAUCUUGCGCGACACUCUGCAUGAAUCGCAAAAGGAACAGUCUCCAAGCGGACAUGCGUUCACAGAAGCCUGUCUGGAGCGCAUAGGAAUUAUCGGCAUCUCGUUGAUGGCAUCAUUGGCUGGGUUUGCUGCUGUAUCCUCGUUAUGGCAGACACUUGGUGUUCGACGCAAGACGAUCAAGGAUUCAGAUGUUUCUCGCAAAGCUGCGGGACUGGCAGCCACGGAGGAAAUGCUAGCCGCGAAACAAAGUAGAGUUCGGGCACUGGAGCGCAAAAUGUCUGAGGCGCCGUCCCCUUCGGAGCAGACUGGCUUUGUUGGCCGACUUGUGGGGUCAUUCAGAGGGUCGAAUGAAGCACAAGAGCUCAAAACACUCCGUAUGGAAGUGUCAGGCUUAGAGACCAUGCGCUUCACUUUGUCAAACUCACUAUCAAAUCUGCGCGCUCGACACAACGAACAAGAGCGCUCGCAAACUACCCCCGGAAAGCUCCUCAACGCAGCGAACUUUGUCUUUGCGCUCUACUGCGCCUAUCGUAUCGGCGCGACGUCUCUCUCUACGCUCCGACGCUGGUGGAAUCCGUCCCACUCAUUCGCCACGAGCGAUCCUAUCAACCAUGUAUUGGCACUCUUGACCACCCACUACGACCGCAACCUCGACCGUCAGGCAUGGUCUCGGCAAAUCAGCUUCUUGCUUUCCGGAAUCAUGCUCCUGGCCUCUUUCAACGCAGUCCUGCAGACAUCUCGCCUUUUCGCCCGUUUCGCGCCGAGCCUUGUACAGCAUGCGCAGACGAGUCUCCCCUUGAUCAUUUCGCAGAUUGCGGGAACGUAUGUGAUCAGCUCUGCGUUGCUCCUGCGCAGCAACCUGCCGGCCGAAGUCAGCAGUGUCAUCAGCGAGGCGUUGGGCGCUCCGCUUGAAGGACGUUUCGUCGAGAGCUGGUUCGAGAGUUGGUUCCUGGUCGCUGUCGGGCUCACAGCGACUGGAAUCUUGACGGGCAGGAAAUUGGGAGGCAGCGCUGACGAUUGGGAUGACGACGGGAGUAUAGAAAUGGGUAAACGAAGUUGA